GUGGUGGUAUUUUCUAGUUGCAGAAUGUAUAAUACGUUUUAUAAAAACCAUACAGGUUGUUAUUGGCAAAUAUUCUUGUAAGUUUUUAUACUUGUUUCAGUAAGUUGUAUUCUCAAGAAAUAUGUUAUUGGGGGUUGGCGUCUUCUCACCCCGACCUUUGCCAGAGGGGCUGCAGCAUCAUGACAGGCUCCAAAGCAAAGCCAUGAGUGACUUCCUUGGCCGCAGGCCCCGGUGGUGGAUGUGGACAACGUGGGCCCAAGAGGCAGCCACCCUCCUGGAGCAGCUGGUACGCAAGGACAAGACGGUGAGCGAUGUGAGCACAGGGCCCCCAGGGGUCCGGAGCACGCACAAGGUGCACCUCCCUGUCCUCCUAGAGUGGUACGAGCCCCUGGAGGAGCCACCACCUGGCGAGAAGCCCAAGAGGAGGUACCUGCCAAGCUGAAGAACUACAGCAAGAAUGUUGGGAAGGUCAUCAACAAAGGAAGCCACUAUAUGAUCAUUGCCUGCCCGGCUUCUCUGUGGUCUACUCUGCCCUGUUCGGAGUAGUCACCAGCCUGGUCUCGUUCUUCUGCCAAAGGGAACUACGAGGGCAAAUACACAAAAAUGGAUGAAAGCUCUGCUCUGGGA
Lutra lutra (Eurasian river otter) is the source of this 627-nucleotide messenger RNA. RefSeq lists its product as uncharacterized. Lineage: Eukaryota; Metazoa; Chordata; Mammalia; Carnivora; Mustelidae. The coding region runs from base 122 to 442 and encodes 106 amino acids. The record is from RefSeq and is a predicted model, not a curated record. The transcript has a single exon.